CUGCAAGCCAUGUCCGGGUUUAAUUGCCAGGUUCCCACAGCACUGUUGGGGUUCGUGGAGGAUCUCUAUAAGGUUCACUGAUGGAAAGCCCAGGCAGAGCCGAAAUGAAAACAGCCACAGUUGUGGUUCUGUUGGCUUUGAUCACUAUGGAGAUGGACAUGGCCUGUGCUCAGAGAUAUUCUCCCAGAGGAUUGCAGAAACCUGGUGCUUGUCCCAAGACACCCACAGCAGGUGUUGGACCUUGUCUUGAACUCUGCUCAGGAGAUGAUUCCUGCCAUGGGAAAAUGAAGUGUUGCAACAAUGGCUGUGGUCAUAUCUGUGCAGUCCCUGUCUUUGAAAAGGAUGACAGACAGCCCUGCAAAUGAUGGAUUCGAUGCUUAUAAGCAUGAUUGAUGACCAGAUCCAGAGGAUUUCUUCUGAUUUUCUUCUCCCUAGCCCUAGAAUUGCAUCCUUAGAAGAUGAAAGCCUAAAAUGUGCUGACUGCUUCUUAGUGUCUUUGUGUCUAAAAUAAAUGAUCUUUA
Molecule: messenger RNA, 521 nt
Organism: Alexandromys fortis (reed vole)
Lineage: Eukaryota; Metazoa; Chordata; Mammalia; Rodentia; Cricetidae
Product: WAP four-disulfide core domain protein 18-like
Exons: 4
Coding region: 81-365 (94 amino acids)
Biological process (GO): negative regulation of peptidase activity
Cellular component (GO): extracellular region
Molecular function (GO): peptidase inhibitor activity
Source: RefSeq, a predicted model, not a curated record